Balearica regulorum gibbericeps (East African grey crowned-crane) is the source of this 882-nucleotide messenger RNA. Lineage: Eukaryota; Metazoa; Chordata; Aves; Gruiformes; Gruidae. The record is from RefSeq and is a predicted model, not a curated record.
CCCUACAUGCCGCAGAGCACCUGGAAGACCGAGCCAGCGUAUCCUGCCAGUAACACCGUGGGCCAGGCUCCUCCCGGGCUCUACCAGCCGCCCAGCACAAAGAAGACCUACAUCACUGACCCGGUGCUGGCUCCACAGCCGCCUGCAAUGCAGCAAAAGAGUGGGUAUCCAAGCUCUGGACCUGCAUCAAGCACUCCUGCCUUCAGGCCUGAGGACGAGCUGGAACAUCUGACCAAGAAAAUGCUGUAUGACAUGGAGAAUCCUCCCUCUGAUGACUACUUUGGCCGCUGUGCCCGCUGUGGGGAGAAUGUUGUUGGGGAAGGCACUGGCUGCACAGCUAUGGACCAGGUCUUCCAUGUGGAGUGCUUCACCUGCAUGAUGUGCAACAACAAGCUGAGGGGACAGCCUUUCUACGCAGUGGAGAAGAAAGCCUACUGUGAACCCUGCUAUAUUAACACGCUGGAGCAAUGCAGCGUCUGUGCAAAGCCCAUCAUGGAAAGGAUCCUCCGAGCCACCGGGAAGGCCUACCAUCCCCACUGCUUCACCUGCGUGAUGUGCCAUCGCAGCCUGGAUGGGAUCCCCUUCACCGUGGAUGCUGGUGGGAACAUCCACUGCAUCGAGGAUUUCCAUAAGAAAUUUGCACCCAGAUGUUCAGUGUGUAAGGAGCCCAUCAUGCCAGCCCCGGGACAAGAGGAGACUGUACGCAUUGUCGCCUUGGAUCGUGACUUCCAUGUCCAGUGCUACCGAUGUGAGGACUGUGGUGGCCUCCUGUCUGAAGGGGACAAUCAGGGCUGUUACCCUCUGGAUGGGCACAUCCUUUGCAAGACCUGCAACUCUGCUCGGAUCCAGGCUCUGACUGCCAAGGCCAGCACUGAUCUCUGA